Drosophila subpulchrella is the source of this 2811-nucleotide messenger RNA. RefSeq names its product wolframin (gene wfs1). The transcript has 4 exons. Gene Ontology annotation, molecular function: protein binding. The record is from RefSeq and is a predicted model, not a curated record. Gene Ontology annotation, cellular component: endoplasmic reticulum membrane. Gene Ontology annotation, biological process: calcium ion homeostasis; endoplasmic reticulum unfolded protein response. NCBI's taxonomy places the organism in Eukaryota, Metazoa, Arthropoda, Insecta, Diptera, Drosophilidae. The coding region runs from base 76 to 2646 and encodes 856 amino acids.
GAUGCCAUCUCUAUCAAGUCGGGCUGAGAAUUAUUUCAUAGAUUUUCGUAAACAAACCGAAAAUUCUCCAGAUAAAUGGCCACCUGGACACAAAAUGAACCGACAGGCGUCACGAAGCGCAGGCGUUGGAAUCUGGAAGAUCGUGCCUCCCUGAACAAACUAAAGCAUCACAUUGCCGAUGAGGGAUGUCCCCAGAUGCAAUACGAUCUGGCCAAGGAGUUGCUGAACAAUGCCAUAGAGCCCAAUCUUGCCAAAGGCAAUCAGAACCAGAAGGCCGUCAACUGGCUAGUGAGUGCUGCCCACAAUGGACACGAAGAUGCGGCCAAGCUGCUCCGCCAGUGCUACAACGAUGGCAGCGGCAUUACGGCAGAGAAUGCGGACGAAGUGCGUCGCUGCCUGGCCAUGACUCCCGGCGAACGUGCGGCGAGAAAAGCAGCCCGGGAACUAUUUGCCUGCCUAUCAAACGGCAACGAGCACAUCACGCCCAAGCAGCUAGAGCGCAAGAUGCGACGAAUUUAUAAUCUGCAGCGCAAGAGGCGUCGACGCGACGAUGACCGAUCCUCGUCGAGCAGCGAAGGAGAGCAGGAUGCCGAGCCGGAGUGCGAACCCCUUGAAGAUGUGCCCACAAUUGGAAUGGCCAAUGUGGAACGACGACGCCUCAUCACCGAAGCCCACCUUGUUUCGGCUGCUUCCAACUACAGUGCCGGUCAGAUGCCCAGCGUUAAUGAUGCUCUCACAUUGUCCGUGCCAGAUCCGAGGAGUCUGGACCACGUGCCCUGCUUCUACCGCAUGAUCUUCCACCCGCUCAUCUUCUUUACCCUGUUCUACCACCGCCUGCUCAACCUGAUUGUGUCCAUUCCCAACGUCAUCCCGCUGAGCGUCCGUUGCAGUAUCCUCGUGGCUCUUUCCUGGUGGAGCACCCGCCACAUGCUGCCUUUGGCCAGCUAUUACCUCAGUCUGGGCAUCAUGAUCUGGGCCACUUGUAAGAUGUUGAAGACCAAACAGCAGUUCGUGGACUUUCGCAUCUGGUCGGGAUUGUUCCUCAGCUACGGAGAUCCAAAUAUCGAGGCGGACAUUGCGGAGCAGCGCUUUCUGCGCAACAAUAUGAAGCCGUACCUGUAUUACUUUUGUGCCUUCAUCUGCAACCUGAUCGUGUAUCCGUUGGUGACCGACGCCUGGCUGCCACACUCGGAGCUGACCAUUGUUUCCGGAGCCUUCACCUUCCUCACCAUGGGCGUGUCCAUGUACGCCUCCUCCCACCUUAUGCCUGACUGGCUAGUUAUAGUAUCCUUUGCCGUGAAUGUGCUUGCCAAGUAUCCCUACGAAAUGGACGAGGUUGUGUCCACGCGCUGGCGCUUUUUGGACCUACGUGUACCCACCUUCUCCUCCUUUGUCAUUGGCAACGGGAUCGAGUUCUGCCUGAAUUGCCGUACCGCCUUGUAUCUAUUUAUUCCCGUGCUACUAGUGAUGAUGGCCAAACGAUCCCACUGGCAUGGAGUUUACACAUACCUAAUUCCUCACUGCGUUACGCUUAGCUGGCUACAGGUGUGCAUCGCAACGUCGCAGAGCGCCACCAUGUUUGGAGUGAUGCGAGCAGCCCUUGGCUUGGCCGGAAUUGUCUUGUUCCUGCCGCUCUUUGGAAUCGUGGCUCUUCUUGUGCCUGUGUUCGUCGCCAUCGACAGUUUGGGCCUGGCCAGCGAGCAACUGCGCUGGGGCAGCACUGCCCUCGCCUGCGGGCUGGUGGUGGUGUUAUCCUGCGUACUAGCCCUGAACCGAGCCACCCAGAAAUACAUCACCAUGCUGCAGCUCAUUGUGGCAGUCACAACAGCCUGCUUGUUGGUCUUUCCCUACAUGACGUCCAGCUUCAAGGAUACACCCCGCUUCAAUGCCAUGCCCAGAGUGGGUCUGCACUCGCUAUCCGAGACGGAUACCCUGCAGUGGGAUCGCUUUCACGCCCUCUGUGCCCAACCAGUCAAUGAGCAGCCGAACAAGAUCAAAGCGCAGCUACGUUGCUCCCAUCUGAAUGGAAUGCCAGUGACCUGGGAGGGCAGUAUCGCCAAAGUGGAGAUCUCGCGGGUGUCCAACAUUCUGGAGGAUGUCAUUGCCAACUAUCUUCCCGUGUGGCUGGGCAGGCUGCUGCGCUGUGUGCACGGCGAGAAUAUAUCGCAGCACUUCAGGUGCGAUCCCAAGUUGGAUGCCCAGUGCGAGGAGUGGAGGAGCGUAAUCAAGACGCUAAAGGCGCAGAGCGGUAGUUGCACACUGCAGCGGUGGAAUCGGUACGAGUACGAGCUGCUGGUGAAAGUAGGCAUCAAAAAGGCCAGUCGGCUCCUGGGCCGUUCCACUUCCUCCUCCACUGAUGUUAUCCUACGAGCUCACCAUGAUUUUGGAAACUUCACCAGGCUGUUGAGCGAAGGCGAUGUUGUGGCUUUCUACGGGACUUUGCACAAUUCACGACUUUUGGCCAACAGCGUGCAGGUGCAACUGAAAACCAUCGAGUGUGUCAACUGUCGGUCGCCGGAUCUGGGCACGGCCAGUAUCGAACGAGUGGUGGCCGCGUCGCCCAUGGAUGCUCGUCUCCAGGAUUUGAUGAGGGGCAUCAAGUAUUUUCUUAACGCUUUGUUGAAUCCUUUAAUCACAUUUAAGUAAAGCCCUUCCAAUUGAAAGACCCCAAGGAAUGUGAUUUCCUUGGCAUCAGCUCACCAAUUUGUAUUGGUUCUUAUAAAUAUGUAUUUAUUAAAAAUCCAAGAGGAUCAUCCUCUCUGUUAGCGUGGCAUUUAAAAUAUGAACGCUUUGUUGGUAAUUUAAAUUUAA